Penicillium soppii is the source of this 1983-nucleotide messenger RNA. Its product is annotated as SKN1/KRE6 family beta-glucan synthesis-associated protein. Gene Ontology annotation, cellular component: plasma membrane; endoplasmic reticulum membrane. The record is from RefSeq and is a predicted model, not a curated record. Gene Ontology annotation, molecular function: glucosidase activity. The transcript is spliced from 6 exons. Gene Ontology annotation, biological process: fungal-type cell wall organization; (1->6)-beta-D-glucan biosynthetic process. Bases 1 to 1983 code for a protein of 660 amino acids. NCBI's taxonomy places the organism in Eukaryota, Fungi, Ascomycota, Eurotiomycetes, Eurotiales, Aspergillaceae.
AUGUCGGACCAUGGCUCUGAUACAUCGGAGGGCAGGGCAAUGCCACCUCACAUCCGACUGAACUCGGGUCGACAAGAUCCUGUCAUGGAGCCAGAAGAGGGCUACGCGCCUCUCACUUCCCGGACAUUUCCUCGUCCCUUGACGCCACAAGCUCUCGAUGGCCCGACGCCGAUAGGCGCACAGGGCAUGUCUCCAUACGGCUCAUCGGCUGUACCAGAGUCAUCGGAGUUUCUUCUGCCCCCAAAGUUGCGGCCCACACAAGGCGCUGGCGUGAGUGAAACUGAUAGACCGCGAUCUCCGGACCGGUGGUCUGCGGCUCGAUCGAGUAUCAGCUCUAUCAGCCAUGAGAGUACAUUCCCCCUCGACCCGUUCCAGGACUCAAGGGCCCCCUCAAUGCACUCUGGAAAUGAGGACUACGAUGUGAAUACACAGACUGUGUCGGAGAAGUUCAAUAUCAUGCCCACUGAUGGAUUACUUUUGUUUCCUGAGGAUGUGGAGAAGGAUGAUUACAUGCACAACCCGGAUCCGUUGGAUAAGGACCGCGACUGUGAUAUUUGGAAUCGACGAGGUGUGAUGAACCUCGGUGGUCUGCUGGUCCUGACCUUGGGCAUCUUGGUGCUUUUCAUUGGAUACCCUGUCAUAACUUGGUUAGAAAACAUCUUGAAGCCAAACCCUUUAUGCCAUCCUUCCGAUACAUUAUGCUUGGAUGUUGGGGAACGACCCUUGUUGGAUAACCUGCGCAAGAGCCUGAUUGACCCUGACACACCAAAAGAGGCACUUACAAAGAAAAAUGUCAAUGGCAAGGAAAUGAAGCUAGUGUUUUCGGACGAAUUCAACGUGCCCGGUCGAACUUUCUUUGAGGACGAUGAUCCAUUUUUCGAAGCUGUUGACCUGUGGUAUGGCGUGACAGCCGAUAAAGAGUGGUACGAUCCGGAUGCAGUGACCACAGCCGAUGGAACCCUCCAGCUUCGAUUCGACUACUUUGAAAACCAUGACCUCGAGUACCGCUCUGGAAUGGUACAGAGCUGGAACAAGCUCUGCUUCAAAGGAGGCCGCCUCGAAGCCAGUAUGUCUCUUCCUGGUGAUGGGCACAUCCAGGGUUUCUGGCCUGGUUUCUGGGCGAUGGGAAAUCUCGCCCGCCCUGGUUACGCUGCUACCACAGACGGAAUGUGGCCGUACAGCUACCAUGACGGAUGUGAUGCUGGUAUCACUCCUAACCAGAGCUCUCCGGAUGGCCUCAAUUGGCUUCCUGGUAUGCGCUUGCCUGGAUGUGCAUGUCCUGGCUCCGAUCAUCCGACCCCGGGCAAAGCUCGCAGUGCUCCUGAAAUCGAUGUCAUUGAAGGUAGCACGGCUCCUCUCUAUGGUAACAGUGGCCCCUUCGUUGGAAGUGCGUCGCAGAGUCUGCAGACUGCACCAUUCGACCUGUGGUAUCUGCCAGACUAUGACUUCGCCGCCGUUUACGAUGACCGAGUUACUGAAAUCAACGCCUACCGAGGCGGCGUCUACCAACAAGCAAUGUCCGCCCUGACAAACCUGAAUACCAAAUGGUACAACGGCACAGAAUACCAAACCUACUCCUUUGAGUACACCCCAGGCGCCGAAGGCGAAGUGACCUGGUUCGUCGGGCCCAAGAAGACCUGGACUCUCGACGGCCGGGCCAUCGGACCCAACGGCAACAUCGGACAGCGCAUGAUUCCACUUGAACCAAUGGCUCUGGUGAUGAACAUGGGUAUGGCUGAUAAUUUCGCCCCGCAAAACCACACCAUCCGCGAAUACAUGCCCGCCUUACUCCGCUUUGAUUACGUCCGGAUCUACCAAGACCCGGAUGAUGAAAGUGUUACCUGUGAUCCUCCGGGUUACGAGACUACUAAGUAUAUUGAGCAACAUCGCUUGGCGUACGAUAAUGCGAACUUUACGACAUGGGAUGAUGCUGGUUACCACUGGCCCAAAAACUCUUACAUGCACGAAUGUCCUUCUAAUUAG